UUGUAUUGCCCGAGCGGAAUGACGUCUCCCUCAUUUGUUCCUCUGUGCUUGUCAUGCCUCUGUGCCUUGUGUAGAGAAGAAACAGGUUCUUCUCGUCUCUCUUCUACUCACGCAUGCCUCCGUCUACCGACUAGCUAAGCAUAGCCAGGAGACCAACACUGCUCCGGUAGCCACACUGAGACGCCAUGACCACUCAUGGUGAUGCAAUAUCUGCUGCCUUGGACGAACACAAAAAUACAUUUCAACAAUACACCGACCUAGAGGAGAUUUUCUUAUGCUUGAAGAGGAAAAAAAUAAUCGAGAAUGAUGAAUAUCACGAGAUGAUGAAGGAGACCAGCGGAAGAAAGAAAAAACAGGUCUUGUUUCUACACGAGAAGAUCAUCAGUGCCGGUGAUAACGCUUUCAUAGCAUUACUAGAGUGCCUCAAGGCGAGGUACAAAGACUUGGCAGAGGCAUUACUAAGGACUCUGGAGAUGGAAGAUGAGGCUUUCGCUAAGGAAGUCCGCAAUAAAUGGGAGGGAGGUUCGUCGACGGCAUCUCAGGUAACAGCAGCUCAACCCGUUGGCCUUUCGACAACAUGGGACAGGAUCAGAGAGAACCGUAUGAGGCUACGGGAUGAGUUUAACUUGGACUUCCAGGAGUUGCUUCGUAGUUUGAGCGACAAGGGCGUCUUCACGCUCAUCGAGGGGCAGCAGAUACGUGGGAAACCAACCCCCAAACAGCAAUUUGAUGAGCUCUUUGACAUUCUCAUAUGCAAGAAUCCACAACUAUACUACCCCGUUUUCCUCAAGGCUCUCACUGACAUAGACAGGAAGGAUGUCAGGGAUUUCUUGGAAGGAGGAUCAUUCCAGAUUAUUGCAAGGGACCUCUUACAUGUGUCACGAGCAACAGUGCCAAGGACCGUGAACCGCUUUCUCAAGGUCAUUCUGUCUCUCUGCCAAGAAACUGUCAAAUUUCCAGACAAUUUGGAGGAGGUGAAGUUCAAGUUUAAAACAAUUGCAGACCUCUCAGGAGUGAAGGAAUAA
This is a messenger RNA of Darwinula stevensoni, 1025 nucleotides long. NCBI's taxonomy places the organism in Eukaryota, Metazoa, Arthropoda, Ostracoda, Podocopida, Darwinulidae. The record is from the annotation of a GenBank genome assembly.